AUGGAGCAUCUCCCACUUCCAUCCAGCUCCCCCAGCGACCUACCGCGCGUGCCAUGCGUCUGCAGAGAAUCUCUUUACGAUGGAGGCGACUUCAUGGCCUAUCCCGUGCGAGCCGGAUGGCCAUGCGUAUUACAGAAAGGAGAUGAGUUGAAUUGGGCAACCGCGGAAAAUCUCCAGCCAAGCGAUGACAAGCUUCUGGAGUCUUUUCUACAGUCCUGGCUCUUUUUCGGACUUUUGCAUCAUGUUCUCGCGCCCGUACAGCUGUACUCCCCGGAUGACUACCUCACGGCCAGCGGAGAUUCGCUACAUGUACGUACAACUAGUCUUGAGAACAAGCUCUCAUCGUGGCUGAAACUUGUGCGUUCUUUUCCACCCGACCACAGAGCCCGUGUCCUAGCCAGCCUCACACAAUGUCUGAAACUGGCACAUGUGGCUUAUCAGGUCACUUUAUUGCCCUCUCACCAGGCGUUCGACAAGACUAUCAGACUCGGCUUGGGCGCUGUGUACGAGGCUAUUGAGGCUGCCGCAGACAUGGCUUGUGACGAGAAGUUCGAUAUGCUCAGCGUUGCUCCAAAAAUCGACGAGUUGACGAGGAACAUCAUGAUAUCGAAUGGCUGGUGCCCUGCCGAGAUUUCCGCAGCCGCCAACGAUUUCUGCUCUCUUUCUGGACGCAUCUAUCUACAAUACAUGCGGAAGCCAGAUGUGGGUAUAGCACACACCACCUGUACACCGGAAGCUUGCACACAGAUACAAAGUAAUCUGGAAACUUAUCAACCUAGGCAUGUUACCAAAGGUUGCCAUUGCGAGAAUCUGGGUCCCAAAAUGGAUGGAAUCAUCGCAUGUCUCGAGCAGGAUAGCUUUCCUCUGUUGACCAUCGACGAGACGGGUGAAUUGGAGGUUCGCCCAUUCCAAUCUGGCAUGUCAUACGUGGCUCUAUCUCACGUCUGGGCUGAUGGGCUGGGAAAUCCCCACGAAAUGGCUCUUCCUCGCUGCMAAAUCUCAAAAUUACGCAGUCUUCUCACAGGUGUACGUCAAAUGACGUUUCAGAGCGGAGAUGAUAUGAAACCAUCCGACAACAAAGAGCUAUAUCUGUGGUGUGAUACGUUGUGUUGUCCGACAAGUCAGCCUGGCAAGGCAGCAGCUAUGAGUAAACUCAGAGCGGUCUACCAGAACAGCAGUUGUGUGCUACUUUUAGAGAGUACGCUCGCGGAGUAUUAUAGAUACUCGGAAAUGGACCAGCUCGAAGCGAUGAUGAGAGUUCUUACGAGUAAGUGGAUCAGAAGAUUAUGGACGUAUCAAGAGGCAGGUUUGACGAGGAAACUACUUGUGCAAUUCAAGGACGGGCCUGUUGAUAUGAAGAUUAUAUGGGAUAGCGUUCGACUUGAACUUAAGCAUCGAAUUUCUGGCCGCUACUUGUACCGCAAUGCUGCUUUUGGCGGCUCCGUACUGAGGACACUGUUCAAUCAAGCACCAAAUCUAACCCACCGGAUUGAAGAAGUUGAGUUCGCAAUGGCAGUCCGAGGUCUCUCAUAUCGACGUGUCAGCGUACAAACAGACGAGGCAUUGUGUCUCGCUGCCGUCUUUGAUCUGGACAUGGAAGCUGUAUUGCGAGAAGAUCCCGAGAGGAGGAUGGAGAUUGUCUGGUCACUCAUGCUCGCGAGCAAAAGAGGUAUUCCCGAGACCAUGAUUUUCAACGAACAACCUCGUUUAACUUCGAUUGGAUAUCGCUGGGCUCCUGCUACCCUCCAGCAACCAGUCACUAGAUUCCCGACUUUACCGCCACGGGGAGAUCGGAUCGCAAGGGCCAUCGCUCCAUUUCAUGGACUCCCUGUCUCGCGUCCAGGCUAUCGGAUUCGGCUCGCUGGACCGCCUUCGUGCCUAUCCAGUAACUUCUCGCCACCAAUAUCGCCUGAACAUUUACUCUGCCGUCUACGAGACUCCAACGGUAGAUGGUUGAAUAUGUACAUGGAUCGAUAUUUGGGUGAGGGUGAGCAGCCAUCGUUGUUGACCCUUUUACAGGACCGACGAAGAGACUGGCAUCUCAUUUUGGAGGGUAGUCUUGGCGGAAAUGGAUUAGCUUCUCAACAGCGUGCGCUCCUGGUAUACCUCGAUCACCACUGCUCCGGCCUGGAAAUCUCUAGAUCCACCGCCAUUGUCCAAGUAGCAUAUGAACAACAAGGGUGGGAUUCCUUCCGGCAGGGUAUAUAUCCCACCGCCGCCAGAUUGCGGGAAAUGUGGCCAAUCCAACUCCUCACAGUCGGACAUCGAUGCGAAAUGGUGUUUUCCGCCAUUUUGUCUUGGUUUCCUGCUCUAUUGCGGCGUCCUGCCUUUGUCAUGAUGAAUAGGGGUUUCAGCAUACUUGGGAGAGCGAUAGCGCGAUGGAUUGCAGCGAGAAUUCAAAGGCAAGCAGAGUUGACAUCGAAGAUUCCUAGGCUUGCAGCUUGGAUGAAACAUAUGAAUGCGAAAAGGGGUACUGCUGCAACUGAUGUUGAGGAUGUCGAGGCGUUUGUGUUGCCUAUCUUCAUGGGCCGUGUGGCGACGGWACUUCAAGAGUUUGGUCCUGAACAUGUAUGGUAUGUCGAUUAG
Molecule: messenger RNA, 2586 nt
Organism: Ramularia collo-cygni
Lineage: Eukaryota; Fungi; Ascomycota; Dothideomycetes; Mycosphaerellales; Mycosphaerellaceae
Exons: 2
Coding region: 1-2586 (861 amino acids)
Source: RefSeq, a predicted model, not a curated record